This is a messenger RNA of Eurypyga helias (sunbittern), 2010 nucleotides long. RefSeq names its product coiled-coil domain containing 60 (gene CCDC60). NCBI's taxonomy places the organism in Eukaryota, Metazoa, Chordata, Aves, Eurypygiformes, Eurypygidae. The transcript is spliced from 14 exons. The record is from RefSeq and is a predicted model, not a curated record.
AUGCUGGAGCCAGCAGCUUCUGAGAAUGGGAGCGUGGAGGCACCAAACAGGGGCAGGAGCAGGAGCAGCAGGCCCAAGGCAGCCCUGCCAAAUCCACCUAGGAAAAGCAGGAUCAAGGCGCUGGCAGCGUUGAAUCCUCGAGAUUCUGUGCGCAUUCAGGCUUUGCCUGGCGUCGCUCAGAGGGAAGGAAAGGUCUUGGCCAGAAGCAGUGAACCUCCAAGGGAACAAGUGUUUUGGGAAAACUACCAUAGGAGGCAAAAGCAGUUCACACAGGGAUACUUCACCCCCACUGGGAAGCCUUAUCAGGAGCUUGGAGAGAUUGUCUACACAGACCCAAAGAAACUCACCCUCUACUCACUGGGGCAGCUCGCACAGGAACCAGUGAAAAACAAUGUGCAAGAAAAAACACCCAAAGAAGUGGCUGAGGUUACUACUAAGAAGUACUCUUCCGGUCCAAAGUCUUAUCCACCGGAACCGGUCAAGAGGCUCUCCCCAUUUAGAGAAAAAGGAAAGGAGCUGAAGACUCUUAGUAAAGCUGUAGCUCACUCAAGGCCUCACAUCAAUUCUGUGAAGCAAGGUAGAGCAUACUUUCAUACACUUCACCAAGAAUCACAAGAGAGGAAGAACACACUGAAAGCAGACCAGCGGGCUGAAGGCACGAGAACUGCGUUCCAGCCACGCAAAUACUCCUGUGAUCUGGAGGAGCCAAAGGAAGAAAUAAACACUUGCUCCACAGAUGGCAACCACCUCAGAGAGUCAGGGAAGAAGCAAAAAAUGAUGACCUUACGGUCUUUCACUCCUGUUCAUACCAGUGUCUUGAUUCCAAGCCUCCCUGGAGCAAAAAGCAAACGUCUUUUCCAACAACUGUGUGCCAUACACUGGCUUUUGGAAGCUUUGACUCUGAAACCCAACCGUUCGAUGUCUUCCAUAUUAACCUGUUGGAAUCCAUUGGACCCUGGUGGAAGUAAAAAAACAGUAAAAGAAACGGAAGACGACAAGUUAGCAACAUACAUGUGGGAGGUCCUUAUUACAAACACAAAGAAACGCAUCUGGAAAGCACGAUUCAGUCCGCUUAGCAAGAAGGUGAACAAGAAAUCUACACGGGGCAUUUCUCAUCUCAGCGGUCAGUCAUCUCCCUGCCGCCAAAGCCCUUAUGGCAGUGCCAUUUCCACUGUCCUUUGCUCUGAAGACAACGUCAAGAUUAACGUAGCUUCAUCUGAUGUUAUGAGUGAGCCAGCACAAGCUGAAGAACCAUCAUCUCUUUCCCCCUUCCUACAGCAAGUCAUCCAGAGAAUGCGGGAAGAGAUGACAAAAGGUGCCCGUCAACAAGAUACGGUUAAGAAGACUGGACUGCAGCGUUUGACAGUGGCUCAGAAGAACUACAGAGUAGGCAUGCCAUCCAUUAAGGACAAAGAGAAUAUGAUAUCAACGAAGCAGAGGCCCAGAAGAGAAAGGUGAGGUUGCAGCUGCGAUGUCAGCUCUUUCAUUAAAAGUAAAGCUAAUUUGUGUGCUGAUAGGAGGCAGAAGUUCACAGCAGUACAAGAAGCAGCAGCUGGUCGCUUACAUGACACCCUAGAGAGCCUCGAGAGGAGGCCGGAAGAACGAUAUUAUCAGCAAUACCAGUCUUUGAAACAAUUGAGGUAUUCUAGAAGAGACAUAGAAAGAUUAAGACAGCUGUACAUGAGAUAUAAAACAGAACCUGAAGAAGAUGAGCUAAACUGGUUUCGCGUGUUGCUUGCCAGACUCCCAGAGUCUGUGAAGAGUGACCAUUAUGUACAGAAAAUAUUAAAGAAACUGGAAAAAUAUGGCAAGACUCCUGGCUUGGAAAUUCAUCCAGACACCUUUCUUAAGGUUCUGGGUAAUCUACAAGUGUGGGAGCUGUGUUCUCCAGAAAUUGCUGCAGCUGUGGAGUUUGUACGUGAAAGUAUUGUGCAGAUGCCAGAGGAGGAUUUCAGCGCAUGGUUUCAGACAAGAGUAGCCUCCCUCAGUGCACAGCCCUCCACUGUUUAA